This is a messenger RNA of Canariomyces notabilis, 1460 nucleotides long. RefSeq names its product glutathione S-transferase. The transcript is spliced from 3 exons. Lineage: Eukaryota; Fungi; Ascomycota; Sordariomycetes; Sordariales; Chaetomiaceae. The coding region runs from base 304 to 1131 and encodes 275 amino acids. The record is from RefSeq and is a predicted model, not a curated record.
GAAGGCGCAGAAGGAUGACGUUAAAUUGCCCAGUGCUACACUGCUACCUUCAUGGAUAUAACAUCUUGAAGGUUUUCAAUGGCAGGAGCUGAGCAAGACCGGCCCUUGCCUUUCGCAAGUGUCUGGAGCGGAACAUAAUCAGACAGCUGGGACGAAUUCACCCAUGAUCAUCGUUCACGAUCAAUCAUCAAACGCAUCUUACAAGUUUUGCCGGGAAGUUGGUCGGGCACGCCGGGCACCAAAUACACCGUUCCUCGUAGUAUCAAGUUUGCCAACACUCAGAAUUCCUGUCGACGCAUCUCCAUGUCCAGGCCCGAAAUGUCGGCGAUCCUUCCCAAAAUCAAGCUUUACUGGCUCAACGAGUCCCGCGCGCAGCGCUUUGUCUGGCUGCUCGAGGAGCUUGGCCUGAAGUAUGACGUUGAAAUCUUCAAGCGCGACAAGGACAUGCAGGCGCCUCCCGAGCUGACCAAGAUCCAUCCGCUCGGCAAAUCCCCUAUCCUCACGCUCACCUUUGACCAGGACCCGUCGGACCCGACACGGCAGAAGCAGCUCGUUCUUGCCGAGAGCGGCUUCAUCGCCCAAUAUCUGUGCGAGCACUUCUCCUCCCCGGGGAAACCCCUGUUCCCGAAGCGGUAUCUGGACGGCCAGGAGGGCAAGGUUGGCGGGGAAACUGAGGCUUGGAUGCGCUGCCAGUAUUUUCUGCAUUAUGCAGAGGGGAGCUUCAUGCCGCCGUUGUUGGUGUCGCUUAUUCUCUCAAUUCUGAGAAGCCCCAAGAUCCCCUUCCUCAUCCGCCCCAUCACAGCGGGCGUUGCCGACAAGAUCGCUGCCGCAUUCGUCAUGCCCAACGUGGAUCGACACUUCCGCUUUCUGGAAUCGCAGCUCGAGACGUCGCCAGACAACGGUUCGUAUCUGUGCGGCGCCCAUCUAACCGUCGCCGACAUCCUCCUCAGCUUCCCCCUGGCCGUGGCCAAGGAGAGGAUUGGGGCGCUUGCUGACGGCAAGGGGAAACCGAAGCUGGAGGACAAGUACCCAAAGUUGUGGGCCUACCUGCAGCGCCUGCAGGAAGAGCCGGGCUACAAGCGGGCCGAGGCCAUCAUUGACGAGCUCGAGGGGAAGAGGAAUAAGAGUUGAUUGCAUCGAGCUGAGACAACCGCGUGCUUCUAGUACAUAAGUAUGGUUCCUUUCACUGAUAUCCGUUGUAUACCCUCCUCAUGUUAUGCCAAACACUUUUUGUACAGCCCCCGUCCUUGCACCGGACCCGCAGCUGGGUCACCGCAAAUGCGAGUCCCCUUUUCACUCCGCCCCUGAGCAUCACCGCUUGACAGGCGUCAUAUACACAGGGAACGGAGGCUUGUGAAAUAUAGUGUAAAGUCUUGUCCGUUUGUACCAAUCCUUGAGAUCGACGCCGGGCCGCAAGUCAAAUUCCCAAAUGAUGCGGGCCAGUAUGAGGCGCAUUUCGG